Racocetra fulgida is the source of this 138-nucleotide messenger RNA. The record is from the annotation of a GenBank genome assembly. Lineage: Eukaryota; Fungi; Glomeromycota; Glomeromycetes; Diversisporales; Gigasporaceae.
AUGCUAAUAGAGUUUAAUAUCCAGGAAUCAAUAGCUAACCAGAUUGAAUCUGAAGAUGAAGCACCUGGUUCAAGAUUAGGAGAUAACUUGGUCGAAAUAGAUGAAAACGAAGAAGUAUUUAAUUCAGAAAUUCACUAG